Molecule: messenger RNA, 591 nt
Organism: Microthlaspi erraticum
Lineage: Eukaryota; Viridiplantae; Streptophyta; Magnoliopsida; Brassicales; Brassicaceae
Source: the annotation of a GenBank genome assembly
AUGAAGAGCGUUCGGAGCAAGCUCUCUAAUGUUUUGCAAGAGUUUCCCGCCGAGUACGAUGGUGACCUUCUCCAUGAGCGCUUCCAUGUAAACGACUUGAUGCUUGCUCGAGACCAACUCAUUUCUUCACGGCUAGUCAUUGACGGAAUCGCCGAUGACUUUGUGCAGCUGCUGAAGAAGGAUGAUUGUGAUUCACUGGACAAGUGCAAGCGCAUCAAAGUGGAUGCUCUUGGGGUCUUCUACACUCUUGCAAUGAGGUGUGUUCCAAGCCUGGCCCUUCUCGAAGAGAUCAGGGAGUACAUGGCGGGUUUGGAAGAUGAUGAUGGUGAGAUUGAUGUUCCUGCUGCUGCUACUCCUUUGACCAAGACGGUCAUGCAGCAACGUGUCCUGGCUGAGGAAGACUGCACAGUCCCUCACAGAUUAGAUGUUCAUAGUGCUGCUGACUUUGUUGAUCCUGUAAUCAGGUCUUGCCUUGAGGACCUGGAAAGCAAACAUGGCUUCUUGCUUCAAGGAGUGGACUGCAAAACUUGGCCACAGGUACAAGGAGCACCUGACUAUGCCGCUAGCAGCAUGAAAGCCUUGGCGAUUUAA